CCCAUCAAUUCUUAUCGGCUUGUUGUUGUUUUUGAGCAGACAUCGUAAACUGUUGAUUUCUAAGACACCUUGAGUGAGCUGGUCUGGAGUUAAAAAACGCAAAAUGCACCAGACAAAAUUCUGGUUAAAUUCAGACGUAUUAUCUUUUUUGUUUUGCUUGUGAAAUAAAGCAUAGCUUUACCUCUUGAGCCUAACUGCAUAUCAACAGAUGAAUCAGCAUUGCAAUGUCUGAACCCAGUGCUGAUCUUUCUCUGUUGUGAGAGUUCAAGGUAUGCUGCAGCAAAUACCCACCACACAGACAGAUUUCUGGCCUUAUCCUAAAUUUGCAGGUUGACUUGAAUUAAUUAAUCUAAUAAUUCUGAAUAUAUUCAUUUCUUUAAAUUAUUUUAAACUUCGUACCCAGAAGAGAGACUUUGAAAACUUGAGACUUUCUGUGUGUGUGUGUGUCUGUUUGUGGUUGACUAUGGUAAAGAAGUGGCAUGUGUUCACACACACCACCCACAAUGAAAGAGCAGACACACACACACAAAAAAAGAGCUGAAUAAGACGGAAACUGGAGAAGUGUUAUAAGGAAGAAGCUUUGAGCCUCACACUCAUAGCAGUAACUUGCCUAACGUGGUUCACUGUGGGGCUCCAGUAGCGUCUCUUGAAAAAGACAUAAGACUUACAAACAGAGCUCACAAUGAGGAAAAUGCUUCUUCUUGGCAUCUGGCUGUCCUCUGCAGUCAGAGGCCAGCAAUCAAAGAUUCAGCUAUCAGCCCAGGAGGGAGGCCUGGUUAAGAUCUCCUGCCGAUACGACUCUGGGUAUGAAACAUAUCCGAAAUACUUCUGUAAGGGUGAUUAUGGUAAAAGGCGGAAACUAGCGGAAACCCUUGGUACAAAGUUCAAAGAGAGCAAACAAAAAGGGAAAUAUUAUCUCUAUGAUGAUACCAAACAAAGAAUCCUGCAUGUGACCAUCCAUGACCUGAGCCUGAAUGAUGGUGGGACGUAUUGGUGUGAAAUAGAUGCAUACAUGUAUGAUCCCAUAACAGAAAUCAAGCUCAGAGUCUACAAAGCUCCUGCACCUCUCAAACCUCCACUGGUCACCUCAAAUCCUCUUACUUUCAACCACAGUUCAAGCCCACGCCAGGAAUCAGCAGGAACUACAGUGUCAGAGAGCGCCUGUCGCACAGCACUGUGUUUCGCUCCAUCUGAAGAUACGCUCACAGGAAAGGAGCAGUACUUGGCUGCUGCUGCUGCUGCUGCUGCUGCUGCUGCUGUCCUGCUGCUGAGUCUGGUUUUGUACUUUAGACUGAGGAAACACAGACAUGACACCACAAGAGCCACAUUGGAACACGAGGCAGACCCAAGGAUCAACACAUGCAGUACGCAGUUUAUAUGUGUUGAGAACCACAGCCGGGGUCAGCCAAGAGAGGUGGACCCAUCAGUCAACAUUAGUUCACCUGGCAACCUCUAUGCAGCAGUGACAGGUCGCAGAGGUCCAGGUCCCCACACAUCAGUUUGUCAUCCAGUAUCAGUCCGGACUUGGACGGCUAAUCCCAGCGCAAUGAGAUCCUGUCUGCAGGAUGAUGCCUCAGCACGGAAAAUCAUGCAGUGCGAGGCGAACUCCUGCAGCGCCAGCAGCCCCUCCACCGACGCUGGAGACCAACACAUCAGUGAGGACUGUGUGCUCUACUCCACAGUCUGCUUCUAAACAGAGACAGCCACCCAGCCCAGGGGCCAGAUCAAAUCAGCUGCUGGACCCCCUGAGGUGUAGGCACUACAACUAAAAUCCCAGAAACAUGGUCCCUGCUGGUGUUAUUGUUCUUUUAUAUACUCAUUUAUUUGUGUUUAAGAGUUUGUCAAUCAUUUGUCCAUGUGAUUUAAUGGUAGGUUAGAGAAAAAUGGUCACAGUCUGUUCUUUAAUCCAUUCACUGUAUUAUUUUUAUAUUUUAUAUUGUUUUUAUGUGUGGAAUUAAAGAGCAUUUUAUGUUAAAAUUCUUCCACUUUGUUACAUGUUGCUCUGCCAGUACACCGAAUAAGCUUUCUAAAUCUUUACACCCUGGUUAGAAAGUCUCCCAGCAGGUGUUAUUCAGCCUCCAACUUAAGCUUGUCUUGGCCCAUAAGGCCUGGGGUGUUGAUACAUGCCAAAAUUCUCAGGAGGCACC
Messenger RNA from Chelmon rostratus (copperband butterflyfish), 2147 nucleotides. RefSeq names its product CMRF35-like molecule 9. The record is from RefSeq and is a predicted model, not a curated record. NCBI's taxonomy places the organism in Eukaryota, Metazoa, Chordata, Actinopteri, Chaetodontiformes, Chaetodontidae. Bases 683 to 1693 code for a protein of 336 amino acids. The transcript is spliced from 7 exons.